AUGGGCUUGCUGCUUCAUUGUGUUGUCGUCGUCCACCAUCUCCGGCCGCUGCAUCUCCUCUAUCUGUCGGCGGCUGGCUGCGCCUCCUCCAUCGUCGCCGACGACUGCAAGAUGAAUUCUAUUAUAGAUAUGAUCGACAAUGAGAAUUUUUCUAUAAUUUCUCAAGCUGCUGUUGUGACUAAUUUGAUGAAUAUAGACAAUGAUGUUGAGUUAAAUGAAAUAUUGGAAGAUGGAAUUGGAGAUGAAGAUGAUGAUGAAACAUCUUUUGACAAUAAUGUUGAAUUACCCCUAACUUUUACUAAUAUGGAAGGAACAAAUUUGACUAUUGAUGAAAAUUGGAUUAUGACACAAUCAACGAGUAAGAAUGAUUUUACGCGAGAGUUGGGAAAAGAUUCUUUCAAGGAUAAAGAGGAACUUGUUAGAGCAAUCAAGAUCCAUAGCAUUAGGACACAUAGACAAUUUGAGGUCAUUAAGUCACGCCCAACUAUUUGGACUCUAAGAUGCAAGUUGUACUUACAAUCAGGUUGCAAAUGGAAGCUUCAUGCAAGUAAACGUAAACGUAGUGGUUAUUUUGAAAUCACAGCGUAUACCGGUCCACACACUUGUUUACACUAUAAUCUUUCUCAAGACCAUCCGAACCUAGAUGCAAGCUUGAUUGCUAUGGAAACUAGACACCUUAUAAAAGAGCAACCUUCUAUCAGUAUUCCGGCUUUGAGAGCUGAAAUAGUUGAAAAUUUGGGCUAUACUCCUUCAUAUAAGAAGGUUUGGGUUGGAAAGCAAAAAGCAAUUAAACAUGUGUUUGGAAACUGGGAAGAGUCUUAUGUCGCUUUACCAAAAUAUCUAGGUGCACUUCAAAAGUUCAAUCCAGGAACUAUAGUUGAAUGGUGUGUUUCAAGAUCGAACGAUGUGGAUGAAGUUGAAUUUAGGCGUGUUUUUUGGGCUUUUGCUCCCUCUAUCAAAGGGUUUCACUAUUGUCGACCGGUGAUUAGUAUUGAUGGCACACACUUGUAUGGUAAAUACAAGGGUAAGAUGCUAAUUGCAAUGGGAGUUGAUGGCAAUAAUCAAAUUUUGCCACUUGCAUUUGCUAUUGUAGAAAAUGAAUCUUAUGAUACUUGGGAUUGGUUCCUUUCUCAUGUCAAGAAUCAUGUGGUGAAAGACCGUGAAGGCAUAUGCCUAAUAUCUGAUCGUCAUGGUGGAAUUCUUAAGGCUGUCAAUGAGCAUGGAUCUCCAUGGUUAGAGCCACGUGGUUUUCAUAGGUAUUGUUUACGACAUUUCAUCAACAACUUUUAUGACAAGUUUCGUAAUUCAUAAUUGAAAGCUUUAGCUUACCGUGCCGGGAGUCAGAAUCAAAUUCGAAAGUUCAACUCCAUCAUGGAAGAAAUUGGGAAGUUAAAUCCACGUGCUCGACAAUGGUUGGAGAGUCAUCCACUUA
Molecule: messenger RNA, 1432 nt
Organism: Lactuca saligna
Lineage: Eukaryota; Viridiplantae; Streptophyta; Magnoliopsida; Asterales; Asteraceae
Source: the annotation of a GenBank genome assembly